Molecule: messenger RNA, 2214 nt
Organism: Dracunculus medinensis (Guinea worm)
Lineage: Eukaryota; Metazoa; Nematoda; Chromadorea; Rhabditida; Dracunculidae
Source: the annotation of a GenBank genome assembly
AUGGUGAAGCUUAGUCGAAUUUCAUCGGGGACCAUUUCUUGCAAGGUCGAAGCUCACGACAUAGAAUAUACAGAUAUGUCCCGCAAAGUUCUCUUAGACUUGGAUAUUGGUGAUGGGGAAGGACAAAAUCAGAUUGGGAUUAAUAGAGAUUAUGCGGAACGGUAUGACAAUUGGCGUCGAUUAGAAGAAAUGCAAAAAUUGAAAGAUAAAUAUGGCGAUGAUGCAGGCAGUUCUAGUGAUGAUAGUACCUCAAGCGAGGAACCUGUCUUCUGGACAAAAGUACAUGAAAGAAAUUUCUUAAAGACCCUUUCGGCUUUAAAAUCUCAUGAUCCAAAAAUCUAUACAAACGCACAAUUCUUUAAUGAAGAACAAGAAGAGGAAGAAACGAAAGAAUUAUCUUCAUCUUCUGCUGUUUCUAAUCGUUACAAAAAGAAAAAAGCUGGUCCAAUGUAUUUAAAAGAUUAUGAAAGAAAAUUGAUUAUUGAAAAAGAUGGAUUACUUAGUGAUGAUGAUGAGGAAAAACCAAUGAAACCUGAAGGCUACUAUGAUCAACAAGAAAAGAUAAAGCAAGAACUGAAGGCAGCACUCAAAGAUCUUUCUGAUAGUGAUGAUGAUAAUGAUGGCAAUGAUGAAUCAUUAUUAACGAAACGAAUCAAAUCAGAUACUGAGAAGAAAAGGGAAGAUGAUGAAUACUAUGAAUGGCUUAAAGGGCAAAAAGAAGGAACGAGCGGAUUUGAAGAUUUGAGCGGUUUACGUAAAUACUGGGAUUCGGCUGAUUUAAACGAUGAGGAGAAAUUUCUACGCGAUUUUUUGCUUGAGAAGAAAUUCGAGGAGAAUGAAGACGACGAAAUUCCAACUUAUGAAGCUAUAACUAGUAUCGAUGAGGAUGAAAAAGAAUUGGAUCGUGCAACCGAAUUUGAAAAGAAAUACAAUUUUCGUUACGAGGAACCUGACAAUGACUUUAUAAAACAAUAUCCACGUACAAUCAAACAGUCAAUUCGGAAAAAGGAUGAUAAAAGGAAGUUAAAGCGAAUUGCCCAUAGAGAACGCAAACAACAAGAAAAAGAGAUCAAAAAGAACGAAAUAAGGGAAUUGAAAACCAUGAAGAAGAAAGAAAUUGAGGAAAAGUUGAGAAAACUUAAACAAUUAGCUGGCGAUGACGAGCUUCCUUUAAAUAUCGAUGAUCUUGAAGCUGAUUUUAAUCCGGCAGAAUAUGAUAAACGUAUGAAGGAACUUUUCAAUAACCAAUAUUAUGAUAAGGGUGAUGAACACGAAGAAAAACCUGAAUUUUCCGGUAUCUCAGAUGAUUCGACUGAUGAGUCCGAUUAUGAUAAUUUCGAUGUAAAUACUGCUAAUAUUGAAUCAAAUGAUCUUCAUACUUUUGAUAAAUCAAUAUCAGUUGUUGAUGAUGGAAAAAUAGAGUGUCGUGAAAAAGCUCUCAGCAGAAGAAAGCGAAAACGAAAUUCAAAAUUUGUCGAGGCUGUUAUGAAAAAAAAACCAGUAUACGAUCCGUCCGAAAAAACUUUUGAAGAAUAUUUUAAUGAGUAUUAUGCAUUAAAUUAUGAAGACAUCAUUGGCGAUGGUCUUGUUACUCGAUUUAAGUACCGUAAUGUUCCAGCUAAUAAUUUUGGUCUAACAGUCCAAGAAAUAUUGGAAGCGGAUGAUCGACAGCUUAAUGCGUGGGCUUCUUUAAAAAAAGCAACUGCAUAUCGUUCAGAUGCGGAAGAAUAUUAUGACAUUCAAGCUUAUGCAAAAAAGGCAUUAAAUACUUUUAAAAAAGAACGUAUUUUCGCAACUGAUUUCGGCGGGUUCAGUCCUUUUUUUUUGUUGCAAUGCUUUAUAUCGAGUAAUGGCAAUGAAAAAUUGUCAAAAAAUAAGAAACGCCGCGAAAAAUUAAGGCAGAACCAACAAUUUGAUAGCCAUAAAAUGGUGCAAGAAUUAUCAAAGGCUAGCAAUGAAGAGGAAUCAAAGAUCCAAAAAUCACAUAAAAGUGGUGAAUACGAAAAUUCAACCAAUUUUGGCUCUAAUAAACAAUUGACAAUCACAAAUGGCGUAUCAUCACAUAAACUGAGGCGGAGAAAAAAGAAUAGAAAAAUAUCAGUAAUUAAUGGUUUGCAAGAAAUUGGUGACGAAAGACUUCGUGCUUACGGUGUUAAUCCGAAAAAAUUCAGAAAUAAAUUGCGUUAUGUUACUCGAAAUAACGGUGAAUAUUGA